Molecule: messenger RNA, 968 nt
Organism: Rhodamnia argentea
Lineage: Eukaryota; Viridiplantae; Streptophyta; Magnoliopsida; Myrtales; Myrtaceae
Product: toll/interleukin-1 receptor-like protein
Exons: 2
Coding region: 99-803 (234 amino acids)
Biological process (GO): signal transduction
Source: RefSeq, a predicted model, not a curated record
CGAAGCAACACGGGAAGCAAGCUAGCAAGUCCGUUCCUUCCCCCUACCCAAAUACUUUGCGCUGAGAGAAAUUUCCAAGUUUCAUCAUCGAUUCCGGAAUGGGUUCAGAGGAACGGUCGAAGCACGACGUGUUCGUGAACUUCCGAGGCCCGGACGUUCGCGAGGGGUUCCUCAAGAAUCUCCACAAGGCUCUGCUUCGGAGCGGCAUCAAAGCCUUCGUGGAUAGCCAGGACCUCCACAAGGGUCAGAAGUUAACCCCGGCCCUCAGGAAGGCCAUCGAGCGAUCCCUUGUCGCCAUUGUUGUCUUCUCCCGAGACUACGCCUCCUCCGAAUGGUGCCUGAACGAGCUGGUGAAGAUCCUCGAGUGUAGCAAGCGCAAGGAGCAGAUGGUCAUCACCGUAUUUCAUGAAGUGGAGCCGAGCCAAGUGAGGCGACGGGCAGGGUGCUAUGAAGAUGCCAUGGCCAAGCAUGAGCAGAGGCAUGGCAAAGAUCCGGACACGGUGGAGAAAUGGAGGCAUGCUCUUUUCAUUGCUUCGAAUUUCCCAGGAUUGCAUCUCCAGGACAGUUCAAACGAAGCUAAGUUUAUCAAUGGAGUUGUUGGAGAUGUCAAAGCUAAACUGCAACACCUUGAAGCCAAGAGAAAAAGUAAGAGCAUUACCCCCAACCUCCAUCAUCGGCAAGUUAUUCCUACUCCCCGAUCUCUCCAUACUUUUCCCCACGACCAUUUCCAGACACCCUCCACUCAUCACGCAAGCUGGCAAUCGCCUUCAAUGCUUCCCAGCAUCGCAUUCCUGACACCGUAAACCUCGCCGUUUCUGUCCCCGUCGGGGAAUGGCUGCCCCCAACGUAUUCACAGCAGCUAUUAAUCUUUAACGACCGCCGACCAUGUGCUUUGCUGCGUGUUUCCUGACGACCGUAUGGGAGGAGAAAGUACCUUGCAUGUAUAGAAAAGGAGUACUUUGCAUGAA